Aureobasidium pullulans EXF-150 is the source of this 384-nucleotide messenger RNA. RefSeq lists its product as uncharacterized. Bases 1 to 384 code for a protein of 127 amino acids. Lineage: Eukaryota; Fungi; Ascomycota; Dothideomycetes; Dothideales; Saccotheciaceae. The record is from RefSeq and is a predicted model, not a curated record. The transcript has a single exon.
AUGUUCUAUUCAUACGACACUUCUCUUCGGUCAUCUCCUGGUCGAAUUCGGAAGUCGUUAAUGGAAUCAAGCAACCUGAUAGGCGUCCACCGUAUCGAAUUCCCCAGCGCCGAAGAUCUCCUUGAGGCAGUCAAGAGCUUAACCAUAACUUACAAGAAGCACGUGAGUGCAGGCCCCAAGCUAAGCGACAAUCCAGGGCCGACGCCCAAGAACUUGCUCGACGACGAAGACAUCCAUGAGGAAAAGAACGCUAUCGCCAAGGAAAUCUUGUUGGAACACGAGGAAGAUACCAAGUCAUUCCUCGAUAAAGCAGUCAAGGAUGCGGACAUGCUUGUGGGUAAUGACGGCAUCCCUGACCUCGAGGUGGGCCCUGAUAGGUUAUAA